AUGAGCUCCUCUUCCACCACCUCGACCUCCGUGCAGAACACCCUCGGCCUCAACCUCUCUAUUCUCGAGCUACUGAUCAACUCCUCGGGCAAGAUGCCCCAGCUCGUCCUCCUGCCCUUCGGCCACAGCGGCGGAGCCACCGCUGCCGUGGGCGUAGAUCUCGCAGCGUUGGCCUCAUCCGACCACCACCGAGCACCCGGCCUCAUCAUCAACAACCAGCUCGCCCACGGCACCACACCGACUCACAAGCGGGCCAAGCGCACGACGGGUCGCGUGUGCGGCCAGUGCGGCACGUCGUCCACGGUACAGUGGCGCAAGGGACCCGAUGGCGCCACUUCGCUGUGCAACGCGUGCGGUCAGCGGUACCACCGGCGAAAGGCCGCGGAGGAGCGUCAGAAGACCGGGCGGCAGCAGGACCUCCACAAGCUGCGCAUGGCGGAUCUGGUCCAGCACCACCACCACCAUCACCAUUUUCAGCUGCCCGCCGCGUCGUCGCCCUCGGGUAACCAGCAGCGCGUGCGCUUGCCCCACCACGAGCACAGCUUCACGAUCGACACGUCGUCUCUCUCGCUUCGCCAAGUCAAGUACGAGCCGAUGCUGUCGCCGGUCUCGUGCAGCAGCCCGCGAUCCCCCGCCUCAGACUGUUCGAGCCCAGCCUCAGAGGUGGUCGAGCAGAGCGCCUCGAAGCGAUCCGACAUCUACUCCCUCCUAAACUGA
Molecule: messenger RNA, 717 nt
Organism: Acanthamoeba castellanii str. Neff
Lineage: Eukaryota; Discosea; Longamoebia; Acanthamoebidae
Product: GATA zinc finger domain containing protein
Exons: 2
Coding region: 1-717 (238 amino acids)
Biological process (GO): regulation of DNA-templated transcription
Molecular function (GO): zinc ion binding; sequence-specific DNA binding
Source: RefSeq, a predicted model, not a curated record